This is a messenger RNA of Solanum dulcamara, 2192 nucleotides long. RefSeq lists its product as uncharacterized. The transcript is spliced from 6 exons. The record is from RefSeq and is a predicted model, not a curated record. NCBI's taxonomy places the organism in Eukaryota, Viridiplantae, Streptophyta, Magnoliopsida, Solanales, Solanaceae. The coding region runs from base 610 to 1917 and encodes 435 amino acids.
UCUUGAGAGCUGACAAUCUGCCGCCUAUAGGGUUGUUGGUGGAACGGCCAUCCUCAAUCCUUUCAUUCAUGAUGAUGAUGGGUCAAAACUGUCUUUUUUCCUAUAAACAAACCGUGUUUUUGCUAAGACGCUCAACGUUAUCUUUUCCGUUUUCCCUUUUUGCCCUUGUUUUUUAUUUUCUUCGAGUUUUGAGUUUUUCCAGAAUCUAGGCCUUGAGUUUGAUUACAAUUCACAUCUUAGAAUUGUGAUUUCUCAUUACCCUCUUUUUACUUCUUUUUUUUUAAAAUCUAAAAUUUAGAUUCUAAGUAUAAAUUGGGGAAAUCAAUAUUAGGGCAAGAAAACGGCGUUCGAUUGCUGGAAUAUUCUGUCUUGGUAGCCAUGUGUCAGGCCUCAUAACCUCUAGUUUUUUGAAGUUGCUUUUAUUUAGAAAGCACAGAUUUGACAGCUAUAUAGACUUGUUUGUGGGGCUGUCAAAAUAGUACAUCUAUAUUGGCAGCCCAAUUUCCUCCAACACCAACUUCAACAAAGAGGAAAAUUUGAUUGUGCUGGAUAUUGUUGUUUGUAUCACAGUUGUUUGAUAUUGGUACUGCAAAUUUGGGAAGGCUCAUCAUGGCUUACUUGUCUGGAAUCCUCCAAAGACCUAUAGUUGCAGCAUCUGCAGUUGCUAUAGCUUCUGUAUCUACUGAUCUUCAUGAAAAAGUGUGGCCAUUAGAGAACAAUUCUUCUUCAGAACAAUUGAAAUCCUCAUCACUACAAGAAAGGAAAACAUCAUGGGUGUCACAGAUAUCUGUUUCUAAGCUAGCCGAUUUCUCCUAUGUCACCAGAAUAUGUGUUCCAGUGCCUAACGUAAAUAUUCCAAGUCCCACCACCAGUUCUACUUCUGUUUCAAGCCUUCCUUUUGGUACUUCUUCUGUGUUGGUCAACUCUUAUCAAUCAGCAGCAUUUGCCAAGACUGCUAAUCCCUCCACAUAUACAUAUACAGUUCCUUAUUCACCUUCAGAGGUGUUGUAUAGAUGGCACUUACCAGACCCAAAUGCUGUAGAUAUAUCAGGGAAUUGUGAUUCUUCACCAGUUAAGUCUAGGACUGUGGUAGUAUUGUUGGGAUGGUUAGGUGCAAAGCAAAAGCAUCUAAAGAGAUAUGCAGAGUGGUAUGCAUCAAGAGGAUAUCAUGUCAUUACGUUUACUUUCCCAAUGUCUGAUAUCCUAAGCUAUCAAGUCGGGGGAAAGGCAGAGCAAGAUAUUGAACUGCUUGUGGAUCAUCUUGCGGAUUGGUUGGAAGAAGAGCAUGGAAAGAACUUGGUCUUCCACACUUUCAGUAAUACUGGAUGGUUAACUUAUGGUGUCAUUUUGGAAAAGUUUCAGAAACAAGAUCAUGCUUUAAUGAGAAAGAUCAAGGGUUGUAUUGUUGAUUCUGCCCCUGUGGCAGCUCCGGAUCCACAGGUCUGGGCUUCUGGAUUCUCUGCUGCCUUCUUGAAAAAGAAUAGUGUUGCAACAAAACACAUCAUGACUUUAAGCGACAGAGACACAGAUGUGACAAUAGAAGCCAAAACUUCUGUGGAAACUAAGCCUGCAGUAACUGAAGCAGCAUUACUAUUAGUACUGGAGAAGUUCUUUGAGGUGGUUUUGAACCUUCCCACCGUAAAUAGGAGGCUUUCUGACGUUCUAGAUCUGUUGAUAUCCCGGCAACCAGGUUGCCCACAAUUAUACAUAUACAGCAGUGCAGACAGAGUCAUUCCUGCAGUUUCUGUUGAGUCCUUUGUAGAAGAGCAGCGAAGAACUGGUCGCAAUGUUAGAGCGUGCAACUUCGUUUCUACACCUCAUGUUGAUCAUUUCAGAAAUGACCCAGAAUUGUAUACUUCACAGCUUAGCCAAUUUCUAGAGGACUCCGUUCUAAGCUCUUGCAAACAGCCUUCUUGAAUAACUCCUAACCACAACAGAUUGAUUCUUUCUGCCCUUUUUUCCCCUCACUUUAACCAAAUACUUGGUAAAGCUUCUGAUAUACACUGGUGUAUAUUGUUACAUAUACAUAGAAUUGAGUUUUUUUCAUUCUAAUUUAAUUUAAUUGUAUCGUGGUCUCCCAGCAACAGAAUUGUUGCAUUGUACUCAAAAUAUACUUUAUUUUUUACUUGAUAAGCAACAAUGUGCUAAAGCAAUAAAAAUAUGGAUAAGCCAACGACAGAUUCUACUCUUUA